GCCCCUCUGUGCGCGUCUGCCCUCCUCUCUGCGCGGCUGUCACUUCAGGGAAACGCUCACUGGAGGUCGCAGCACUUUUCUACUUUGAAGCUCAGCUAAAGCCCACAGGCUGUCCUCUCUUCCCCAAGGGUCAGACAUGGCGGAGACAGGAGGCGCAAGUGCAUACGGAGUUGCUCUCGCUGGAGGAGGUUUUGACUUCUACAAGUUUGUCCGACAGCCGCAAACCAUCGUGCGGCUCCUCAGCUGGAUUUUUGCCCUGGUUGUGUUUGCCUGCAUCACCACAGAGGGGUACGUCAACUCUUUCACCAGCGCUGAUGUCAAAUGCGUCUUCAACCAAAGCAACUCUGCAUGUCAGUAUGCUGUGGGUAUCGGGGUGAUCGCCUUCCUGGCCUGCAUAGCCUUCCUCCUGCUGGAUGUUUACGUGCCCUUCAUGAGCAACGCUCAGGAGAGGAAGUACACCGUCAUGGCAGACCUUGGAUUCUCAGGGGUGUGGACUUUCCUGUGGUUUGUGUGUUUCUGCGUGCUGGCCAGCCAGUGGGCUCGCACUCAUGAUGUCAGGGCGAUCCCAGAGGACGCAGCGCGUGCCACCAUUGCCUUCUCGUUCUUCUCCAUCGCCACAUGGGGAAUCCUAACCUACUUUGCCCUGGGCCGCUUCCGUAGGGGUGUCGAUGAAAUCAGCAUUCCUACCUACACAGAGGCGCCCUCGGAUCUCCACACCCCCUACCCCCCCACCUACGCUCCUACCUCCUACAACCCCACAACAUAUACCCCCACCACCUACACCUACCCCAGCAACAUUCCAGAAGCGCAGAAGCAGCCCCCAUUCACCUCAAACCUCCCGCCGCAGGGAGACACCAGUUACCUGCCGCCCAAAUACUGACACAGCAGGCGGAGUUCUUGUGGAUGAUGCAGCGAUCCAGAUCAUCUGCAGGCCAAUAGCCUAUAGCUGCAAUGCACAGACAUGGAGCUCUAUCAUAUUGAUGUGGUUUUACAUUCAAUUUAACACACUGUUCAAAGUGUCUGGGAGGAUCUGAGCCAACGCGUUGGAAACAAGGAGCAGAACUGUUUACGUCAACAGAUCCAAGAUCAGAUCUGAAGACACUGAAGAGGCUUGAGCAAUGUGACCUUUGUGCAGAAGCAACGUUUACCUCCGCUGGGCUGAGCGUGUGAGGGAAAGGUAGCGUAGCAGUGAAUCCUGAAGAGAAACAAUUGGUGUGGAAAAGGCCAACAUGUUUUCUCCUCGUUAUAAAGACAAUAUGGUUAUGUGCCAACUUAUUUUGUUUUUUGUGGAUCCUUUUUCUUUAAAUUACUCAAAAAGCUUUAGUGAUAUCAUAUACCAAAUGGGUGAUAAGGUUUGUAGAGAAAAUGUUUAAUUAUUUUUCAUAAUCAUGGAUUCUGUAUAAGACAAAUACUGCGAGAAGUCAUUAUGUGUUUGUCAAAAUGAAUUAAAGCCUUGAAGAUGGAGCAUUUCCUCCAGUCUGACCAUACAUAUGAGUUGGUUACAAAAAAAGGUUUACAUGUAUUAAACUGACCUUUAAACUUGCAGCUAACUUUCUGAUAGAGAGGGAGGAGCUCUGAGAUAACGCAGCACUUAUUUAACUGGUCCGUCCACUGAGCGCUUUCUUCCCCCACAGCCAGACGCCAUCUUUCCUUUGUUUAACACUGACAUUUUCAGUUUACAAUGGUACAGUUACAGCUCUCUGAGUGUGAAUCUCUCUGGUUUUCUUAAGAAAGACUUGUAGAACAUGUGUUUGGUGUCUGGUGGUGAACAGGUUUGUCAGCUCUGUCUGCGGCAGAUCAGGCAACGCUAGAUCAGUUUUGGUUUGUUGUGUAAGCUGAAGUCUAACCUAAGAAUAGCGUGUGGUAAUUUUCUCAAGUCAUCUGUGCAAACACAUGUAGAUCUGUAGAUAGAUGUUUGUACUUUUCAUGCAAAAUUCAAAUGUAAUCGGAACAAAAUACUGUAGACUAUAUUGCAACUUCAUUUUGGCAUUUAAGACAAAAGACACAGGAAGGAUUAUCUAUAAAAUAAAAUAAAAUUAGCUACAGCACCCUGCCAACGUUUUCAUCUCUCAGGUUAAAAUACCCCAAAGUUUUUGGUCAUAACGUAAGAUUUAAAAGAAAAAGUACUUUUUACAUUUACUGUAAAAACAAAGUAAUGUGAUUUACUAAGGAAGACGUGAACAGUCGUAUCUGUUCCUCUUUCAGAUGGCAGCCUUCCAUUAGGAAAAUAACUGGUAGCAGCAGAAAUGUGUACUUUCUGCAGAAUUGGAAAGAUCGUAAAUUUGAAACUGGUUUAGGAACCAAAGUAGAGUGAGUUGAAAAUGUGGUUGUAUUCUAUGGUAAUGAGGGUAAACAGCUGUGCAUUACAGUUGCAUUUCAUGUCACAUCCUGAAAGUGUUUCCAUGAAGUUGAACUGUGACAUUUAAAGCAGCUUUUGAUUACUCAUUUUGAACGACCACCCCUGAAUGUGCAUGAAUCAUGUAGGCCUAAAAGUGAUGAUGCUGAGGGUUUGUAAUUUUCUGCAUAAUUAAAGCAAAUGGUUCUGUGAUCUCAGAAAUAUAUGAAUGUUGUGCAUCUUGUGUGAUUCAUGGUUUAAAAUAAAAAAAAAUGUAGAGGAUUUAGCAUUAGAUGUUUGUUUCCUCUGUUAAAUGUUUAACCUCUAAACACACAGCACACAGGUGAAUAAAUCGA
This is a messenger RNA of Cyprinodon variegatus (sheepshead minnow), 2691 nucleotides long. It is a transcript of the gene syngr2b, whose product is annotated as synaptogyrin-2-like. Gene Ontology annotation, cellular component: neuromuscular junction; synaptic vesicle membrane. The record is from RefSeq and is a predicted model, not a curated record. NCBI's taxonomy places the organism in Eukaryota, Metazoa, Chordata, Actinopteri, Cyprinodontiformes, Cyprinodontidae. Bases 137 to 880 code for a protein of 247 amino acids. The transcript is spliced from 4 exons.